Messenger RNA from Naegleria fowleri, 894 nucleotides. RefSeq lists its product as uncharacterized. Lineage: Eukaryota; Heterolobosea; Eutetramitea; Acrasida; Naegleriidae. Bases 1 to 894 code for a protein of 297 amino acids. The transcript has 7 exons. Gene Ontology annotation, biological process: pyruvate decarboxylation to acetyl-CoA. Gene Ontology annotation, molecular function: acyltransferase activity. The record is from RefSeq and is a predicted model, not a curated record. Gene Ontology annotation, cellular component: pyruvate dehydrogenase complex.
AUGUUUUCAUUGCUCGCCUUGAUUGCCGUCGCGUAUUUGGUGAUUUGUUUUGUGUGGGAUCAAAUGCCACCUCGGAUGAGUGCAAGAAGAAAGAUAACCAUGUCAGGUUGGGGAGCUCCAUCGGAACCUGCUACUUACGGAGCUGUCACAAUUAAUGUUGAUCAUAUUGAGGAAGUUUUGGAUAAAAUUUCAAAGAAAACUGGUCAAAAACUUACACUCACUCAUUUUGUUGCCAGAGCUUUGGGUCUUGCAAUUGAAGCAUGUCCAGAAAUCAAUCAUCGAAUGGUUUUAGGAAAGUUGCUUCCAAACAAGACAAUAGACGUCAGUUUAUUGGUUGCAUGUGAAGAUCCUAUCACAAAGAAGAAUGAUUUGGCCAAUGUCACCAUUAGAUCGAUCAACAAAAAGACACUUAAAGGAAUUAGUGAUGAAAUUAUCAAAGGAGCAGAGAAAUUGAGAGCCGGUAAGAAUGAACAUCACAAAAAGACAAACCAACCAAUGCGUUUCAUUCCUAGUGUUCUUGCUGGUCCAUUGAUUUCUCUCUCUUCUUGGUUGGCAUGUGCUUUGCAAAUUGACCUUCCAGCAUUUGGAUUGCAAGCACAUCCAUUUGGAACAUGUAUCGUUACCAGUGUAGCCAACUUUGGUAUUGAGGAAGGAUUUGUACCAUUGGCUCCUUUCACCAGAUGUCCAUUUUUUGUAUGUAUUGGAAAGGCUGUCAAAAGACCAACUGUCGAUGAGAAUACAAAUGAAAUUGUUGUCAGAAAACAAAUCAAGCUUACUGCAACAACCGACCAUAGAUAUGUGGACGGUAAAGAAGCUGGAAAGCUUGUAAUGAAGUUCCUCGACGUGUGCAACAACUUGGAAAAGUACAUCAAUGUCGAUCAAGAAUGCAUUUAA